UGCACACAUUUUCAUGCGACUUACAUACACAGAUGCCAGUAGGGGCUCCCCGACCGUUUAGUCGCUCUCAAAAUGAAACACGAGGGGAACUGAGCAAACGUUCCAUAAUUUUAGGAGAUUUACAACGGACUGAAAAUUGGAAGGUGGUGACUCGACAAGUUUAGAGGCUACCUGUAGAGCAGCGCAGGAAUGUGAUACGCUACUGAAAAUGAGGCCAGACAUCAGUAUGGAGGAAGCGACGCACGAGACCUGAAGAUCGGUCACGCGCCGAUCGUUGAUUAUCGUGUAUCGCCCUUCUUAACUUCAUCGAAAGGCGGACCCGUUCUUUUUUUUUCUUGUCAAACAAUUACAGAGACCUUGAAACUGCAGUCUAGCGUGAGCGCCAGAGAUAUGUAAACACUCGUGGGGGAAUUUUGAGCGCGAGCGAUAAUGUCAUCCGGGACCAUCGUUAUGGACCAGGAUGACUUGGAUCCGGAGGCUUCGGAUUCUCUUUUGCACGGGAUUCACGGAGCGCACCGGCCCAGGCCGUCCUCUUACCGGGCGCUGCGCAGCGCCGUGUCCAGCCUGGCGCGAAUAGAUGACUUUAUCUGCGAGAAGAUCGGCUCAGGUUUCUUCUCAGAGGUAUUCAAGGUGCAGCAUCGUACCACGGGGCAGGUGAUGGCUCUGAAGAUGAACACCAUGGCCAGUAAUAAAGCCAACAUGCUGAAGGAGGUACAGCUGAUGAACCGCCUCGGACAUCCCAACAUACUCAGGUUUGUGGGAGUGUGUGUACAUGAGGGACAUCUUCAUGCUUUGACAGAGUACAUCAAUGGCGGUAACCUGGAGCAGCUGUUAAACAGUGAUGUGUUCCUGUCCUGGUCUGUGAGAAUAAACCUCAGUCUUGAUAUUGCCAGAGGACUGGAAUACCUACACAGCAAGGGCAUAUUUCACAGAGAUCUUACGUCAAAGAACUGUCUGGUACGCUGGGAGAACGGGCAGUGCAGUGCCGUAGUGGGGGACUUUGGUCUGGCAGAGAAAAUUCCUGAUCACAGUGAAGAGGCAGAGAAACAGAGCUUGGCUGUUGUUGGCUCCCCCUACUGGAUGGCUCCGGAGGUGCUCAGAGGAGAACGCUACGAUGAAAAGGUGGAUGUAUUUGCCUAUGGUAUUAUUCUCUGUGAGAUUAUUGGUCGGAUACAAGCAGAUCCUGACUUUCUUCCACGGACAGAGGACUUUGGUCUUGAUGUGGAGGCUUUUCGGCAGAUGGUUGGAGACUGUCCUCCUCAUUUCUUCAACCUCACAGUCGUCUGCUGCAGUAUGAACCCAGACAGUCGGCCCUCAUUCACAGAGGUGGUAGCAGAGCUGGAGAACAUAGUGAGUGAUCGAAAGAAGAGCGAAUGUACGGAGCCUGAUGUAGAGGACCGGCCAUCCACAAACACAACACCUUUAAGUCGAAAGCACUCUCUAGACAUUCCCACUGACCCACGUCUCUGUCGCAGUAAAUCUGAUGUGAUCCUCCCUCCGUCCCCUCUCCUGACUCGGACCACACCGAUGCGCGUCAACCCCUUCUCCCAGCGCCAAGACCUCAACGGCGGCCGCAUCAAGCUCUUUGACACCCCCAGCAAGUCUGUCAUUUCCCUCACCUUUGCUCUCCCUCCGCCCCCUGGCCCCAGCAGCCCCGUCUCCUGUAAUAAAAGCCCUCUCCAUUUCCACAGACGUAGCCAGUCACUGCCCUGCACGCCAGAAGACAUCCAGUCUCUGCGUGGCACUGCUGACAAUGGGAAAUGUGAAAAUACUCCAAGUGUUAUGGACACAGAUGUAAAUCCAGUCAAUGGAAAUUUGAUGGACGUGGGAAGGGACAGUUUGUUGGCUAUGAGCAACGAGAGCAUUGCAGAUCUGCAUAAUAUUAGUGAGGUUUUUAAUACACCCGGUGACAAUGUUAGGCUUUCAGAUCCUAAGCAGGACAACAAGGAGGAGAAUCUUGAAAUGGUCAGUCAAGAAGCUGUAGCUGAUGACUCUGGUCUUCCAUUAGAUCUAGAGCUGAUGUCUCCAAACCGAUCGAGGUUAGGGGAAAGCAUUGAGGAGCCAAUGGACUGCACCAGCUCUCCUGAUACACUAGAUGGCGCCAUGGCUACUUCAACCAAACUUUUCUCCAAUGGCUGGAGCUCCCCGGUCUCAAACGGGCCACCCUCAUUACCUCCUUUACUAGACACGGACAACAACAAUGGCACCAUUCUUAUAAAUCGACCUCUGGGAUGGGGGGUUAAUAACUCCAAUGGUGCCACGACCCCUCUUACGCCUCCGGAACAGGAUGAGGUCAUAGCCUGUCCGGGUUGCUGCCUAGCAGGGAUGAGUUUCCCCUCUAUUUGCACACGUGGACCUCGACAGACCCCUUAUAAGAACUUGAAUGGCGAUGCAGCUGGGAAAAGGCUUUUGUGCAAAGCUUUGCCGCCUUCGCCUACAGAGCCAAACAUUGCUCUGCCUGGCACUCGGACAUAAAAGAUGCAUGAUAUGUAGGUGAAGCGCUACCUUUAAAGUGGAUGCUACUGCUUAAUGCACUCAAACUAAAACCGAGCUGAAAAAUGUCAUUCUGAAGAGAAAGAAAAUGCUAUGUAUUAUUGUUUAGACUAGGUGGAUCAUUUAGUAUUCUGAUCCUAGUCCUAGUCCUCUAAACUUGAACACUCCCAUAGGUUUUAAUGCCUUUCUAAAGACAUGUGUUGUCAAUAUUUUUGUUAUUUUUACAAUUAUUUCAAAGUUUAUGAAAAUACUCUGUGAAUGGAAAAAAAAAGAUGUAUUAUUUUAUUAAUGACAUUAAAUGACAUGGACAAAGUAAAGUA
Molecule: messenger RNA, 2813 nt
Organism: Cyprinus carpio (common carp)
Lineage: Eukaryota; Metazoa; Chordata; Actinopteri; Cypriniformes; Cyprinidae
Gene: tesk1b
Product: testis associated actin remodelling kinase 1b
Biological process (GO): positive regulation of stress fiber assembly; actin cytoskeleton organization; protein phosphorylation
Cellular component (GO): nucleus; cytoplasm
Molecular function (GO): protein serine/threonine kinase activity; ATP binding
Source: RefSeq, a predicted model, not a curated record